Molecule: messenger RNA, 369 nt
Organism: Phytophthora megakarya
Lineage: Eukaryota; Oomycota; Peronosporomycetes; Peronosporales; Peronosporaceae
Source: the annotation of a GenBank genome assembly
AUGGCCGUCGAGACGUUGAACGUCUUGACACGGGCCUGUACUGGGUAUCCGUACGAGAAGAUGGAGUUAGAGAACCCUCCGACUGAUACGUCGGAAUUGACCUCGCUUCCAUUGAGGCAACUCUUCGCAGGAAGCGCCACUGAGAGUGAGGAUACUUUCAGUGCCAAGACCAAGAAGGAGCGCUUCGAGGAGCAGAGUAGGGACUCACUGAAGUCGAGUACCUAUAACAAGAUUCUGCGAGAGCACAGGGACGUGCUCCCGGACGAGAUCCCUGCGGAGCUUCCGCAGGACAAGGGAAUACAGCACGAGAUUGAUAUCGUGCCGGGGUCGAAGUAUUGUGUCAGUGGCCACGGCCGCGGGAGCAAGUGA